CGUGCGUAUAGUCGAUUACGCCAAGUCGUCCGGGUCAAUAUGAGGAGCGUAUCUCCGAAGAGACUGCCUCCGCUGCCCACCAUAGCGGACAUCAUACGACUCUACGGACUGAGAGCCAGGUCUCAGCUCAGUCAGAACUUUCUCCUCGACCUCAAUGUCACUGACAAAGUGGUGGGUGUGGCAGGGGAUGUGAGGGGCUGCUGUGUGUGUGAGGUUGGUCCUGGGCCAGGGCACUCACUCGCUCCAUCCUCAACAGAGGAGCCAGCCACCUGGUGGUCCUUGAGAAAGACAGACGGUUCCUCCCCUCACUAGAAUUGGUACGAGAGGCCAGCGGUGGUAGAGUGGACGUCAUUCAUGGAGAUGCUCUGGAGGUGGAUAUGGAGACUGUCUGUCAGGAGUAUGUCAAGAAGAGAGACUGGGAAGAUGAUCCUCCAGAGUUCCACGUGAUAGGCAACCUCCCGUUCAAUGUCUCCAUCCCUCUCCUGUUGCAGUGGUUGGCAAUGAUCCCUGGCAGACGUGGUCCCUUCUCCUUCGGCAGGUCAAUACUCACCCUCACCUUCCAGAGAGAAGUCGCUGAGCGUAUUGUGGCUCCACCAGGACACACCCAGCGCAGUCGACUCUCCGUCAUGACCCAGAACCUCUGCCAUGUCCACUGGGGCUUCACCAUCCCUGGCUCCGUCUUCACUCCCGCACCCAAGGUGGAUGCAGUGGUGUUGAAGCUGGUCCCGAGACUCCGCCCACUGGUGAAGGUGGACCACCUCACCUUAGAGAGAGUUGUGAAGGCUCUCUUCACGUUCAGGAGGAAGUUCAUCAAAAGAGGAGCCAGUCUGCUGUUCCCGACUGAUCCUCACCUCCUCCCCCUCCUCUUCUCCCUGAGUGGAGUACCCCACACCCUCAGAGCCCAGGAGCUGACAAUGGAGCAGGUCGACCAACUCUCCUCCACCUAUCUACACCUCCUAGACAAACACUCCUCUCAAUAUGCCAUUUCGUCUUAGAUAAUCCACCCUUA
Geodia barretti is the source of this 1009-nucleotide messenger RNA. NCBI's taxonomy places the organism in Eukaryota, Metazoa, Porifera, Demospongiae, Tetractinellida, Geodiidae. The record is from the annotation of a GenBank genome assembly.